Messenger RNA from Fundulus heteroclitus (mummichog), 1685 nucleotides. RefSeq names its product BRF2 RNA polymerase III transcription initiation factor subunit. The record is from RefSeq and is a predicted model, not a curated record. Gene Ontology annotation, molecular function: RNA polymerase II general transcription initiation factor activity; TBP-class protein binding. Gene Ontology annotation, biological process: transcription preinitiation complex assembly; transcription initiation at RNA polymerase II promoter. Gene Ontology annotation, cellular component: transcription preinitiation complex; nucleus. The coding region runs from base 1 to 1335 and encodes 444 amino acids. The transcript is spliced from 4 exons. Lineage: Eukaryota; Metazoa; Chordata; Actinopteri; Cyprinodontiformes; Fundulidae.
AUGUCGGCGGCGGGGUUGAGGUGUCCGGGCUGCGGCUCCUCUAACAUUGUGGACGAUGACCUGUACUGUCAAGCCCAGCGGGUGUGCGUGGACUGCGGCUCGGUGGUGUCUGAGGGGAGCUUGGCCGAUGACCCGAUCGGGGGUUCAGAUGUCAGCUACAGCAGGACCACAGCGGUGACAAAAAAACCCUGCCUCAAUCUGAUAAAAGGUCUGGAGCGCGUCAAAGAAAUAUGUCGGAUCCUCAGGCUCAGCAGCGAAAUCGAGGAUCUGGCAUUGACGUAUUUCAGGCAGGCCUACGUGCACGAGACCUUCAUCAACGUGAGCCUGCAGAGGAAGGAGCUGCUUGCCGGUUGCUGCGUGUUUGUGAGCUGCGGACAGCGGGACUGGCCGAUCACUCUGGGAACCAUCUGCUGCCUGUUGAACGCUGACCAGACACUGGUGGGAGGCGUUUAUCAGGAAAUGAUGAAGGUCCUGAACAUCCAGGCUCCCUUUAUCAAUAUCACAGAUGUCAUAGAAGCACAUGUUCAAGAAUACAAAAUCAGUGCACAACAUGUUCCCGAAGAGCUGGCCGAGGAGUCCGAAGCGUUGACCAAGCGAGCCGUGGCGCUGGUGGAGCUGGCAGCAGAUUCCUGGAUUGUGACCGGACGACGGCUCCUACCGAUCAUGAUGGCGGCGACGUAUUUGGCCUGGCAGUCUCUGAACCCCAACAAGCAUCGCAUCAGGUUCCCCCUUAGCAAAUUCUGUCAGGUGGCCCAGGUGCAAAAGCGCACAACAGCUACGUUGAGAAUAACGGAGCUGAAGCAGGCGCUGUGUAAGCUUGGGAGGGAACUUCCUUGGAUCAGGGAAGCGGUGACCGAAAACAAUGUAGUUCGUCUGGUGGAGGAUAUUCUGGACCACAGACAUACCCUGCUGGCGAGUGCUCUAAAAAACCACGAGAAGGCUAAGCAAGAUGAUUGCACCCAGACCGACUCUUCGAACCCUCUCACAGGGGAGGUGGCGCCAUCCCAGCUGUCUGAGAGCAGGGAUGAGACGGCAAACGCUUCCUCCAGGGUGCAACCCUGUCCCCAAAACAGUAGGGAGAACCCAGAAGGAGACGUGGACGACGACCAUCAGGGCGAAGAUCUGGAGCCAAACUGGGGUAAAAGGGUCCUGUUUGCUCCUCCGUGUGUGAUUCAUCGCAAGAGGAGGAGAGUGGAGCAGCCUGUUCAGAACGUUACCGGAGACGAGGAAAUCUCCGACAGCGAGAUCGACUCGUACAUCCGCACGCCACAAGAAGUUCGGGACUUUACCCUGAUGCAGAACAUGGUGUCCGUCUCUGACAGUGGGAAGGCAUAGCUAACUUGCACUUCUUUCAACACGAAUUAGUUUUUUUUUUUUUUUAUGACCCACGUUAAAUUUUCAAAGGUUUAACAACCUUGUUUUUGCAUUUGUUCUUCCAUACAACGAAGCCUGCCGCUUUCCUGUCUGCUGGAGACAGUGAGAUCGUUUUUUCAUUAUUUUGUAUGCAGCUUAGGUUGUUCAUUCAAAAUAUAAGCUAAGCUAUUUGUUCCCUUUUUUGCCAUGAUGUUGUUUGCAGGAGAAUUUUAUUUAAUGCAAUCUUUAUUUACCACAAGUUCUGUGCAACAGAUGUGACAUGCUGUAUUUUGUGAGGAAGCCAGAAAUAAUUUUGUUGUGGGUAACUCUAA